Molecule: messenger RNA, 4554 nt
Organism: Protopterus annectens (West African lungfish)
Lineage: Eukaryota; Metazoa; Chordata; Ceratodontiformes; Protopteridae
Gene: TBC1D15
Product: TBC1 domain family member 15
Exons: 18
Coding region: 1-3267 (1088 amino acids)
Source: RefSeq, a predicted model, not a curated record
AUGGGGUCACCAGUGGGUGCCAGCUUCGCCAACUUGGUGAUGGCCCACUGGGAGACCUCAUAUCUUUUCAGCAGUAGUUGGUCAUCUAGUAUUUGCUUGUACAAAAGAUACCUGGAUGACAUCUUUAUUCUGCUGAAAGGAGACGAGGCAGAUGCAAGGGAUUUGGUUGACUUCUUCAACUCCACUACUGGCUUUCUGAAAUUUACCAUGAAUUUUAAAACCAAUGACAUCUGUUUUCUGGAUACUAUUAUAAGUAAAAGGCAGAACCAGUAUACGUCCCAGAUAUACAGGAAGAACACCUUUUCAAACACCUACUUACACUUCUUAAGCUCUCAUCCUCACUACCAAAAGAAAUCAGUGAAAGGCCAAUUGGUAAGAUUAGCAAGAAUGACCACCCUUGCAGAAGACUUUACUAGAGAGUGUGACAACCUAUACCAUAUGUUUAGACACAGAGAUUACCCAAGUUCAUUUCUGGACAACAUCUUUGGGGAGGUCACGCUGAAAAGAGAGCGUGGGGUCUACACAGCAAUCUUGGGUAUUCAGAACAAGUUAGAUUUACAAACUGAACAAAAUAAUGAGGAACUGUUGGGUAGCAGUUUGACCAGUACCAACAGUCCUGAACUUGCUGUAGUUGGAUCACUGGGGAGACGGAAAAAUUAUGUUAACUCAUUUACCUUUGUCUAUUGCCCUGAGGCUAUUGAGAUUUCUAAAGUAGUUAAGAAAUACUGGUUUUGUCUUUCCUUAGAGAAAGAUGUCACUAAAUUAGUUGGGGUUGAACCUACCAUUACCUUUAAGAGGGGCAACAACAUGAAGGAAUUGCUCGAAAGGAAGCCCUUAGUAACAAGGACUAAGGGAGGCACUUCAAAAUGUGGGGCAUGUAGGCAGUGUGCUUUCAUUAAUACAGCAGAUUCAUUUUCAAUGGGUUCACAUACUUUCAGAAUUUGGAAACGUUUCAACUGUAACAGUAGGCGUGUAGUUUAUCUAGCACAGUGCAAACAAUGCCCCGCGUUUUACAUAGGGAAGACUGACAGACGUCUGAGGGAUAGGGUAUAUGAGCAUGGUUAUGCGAUUAAUAACAGAAAGGAUGAAAAUGCCCUUGCAAAACAUUGUGGCACUAAUGUGGACCACAGCUUUGACUUUAUGGUCAUCGAUCAAGUAAAGGAGAAGAGGUUAUCAACUUACUUAAGUAGUAUAGUUAAAGAAAAAGCUAGUGUAAUGAGAGAAAUGAAAGAUGAUAGAGGAGAGUUCCUGUAUGAACAAGAUGGUGUCUAUAUCCAUUCUUCUUCAGAAAGAACAGAUGAAUAUAAUUCUCUCAACCCUGGAGUAUUGCGUAUUCUUGAUAAGGAUGGUGAAAUAGUAGUUGAUUGGAGGCUACAAGAUGAUAACCUAGACUCUACAAGCAUUCCUUUUGCUGGAAAGGAUUCUAGUUCAGUUGUGGAGUGGUCACAGAGCCCUAGAGAAAGGAUUUUUAGAGGCCCAAAUCAUCAGAACAGUUAUGAAGCUGAGUGGGAUAUGGUCAACACAGUUUCCUUCAAAAAGAAACAGCAUACCACCAGUGAAGGUGUCAUUCAUUUUGUAAAUGGCCAAAAUAAAUGGCUAUUCUCCUUCAGCUUGGCAGACCUCGUAUCCAUUAGAAUGAACGAAGAGGGCAUGGGAUGGCCAGUCUUGACAUUUUGCCUUAAGAAUGGUAUUACUCUUCCAGCUCUUCAUUUCCAUCAUGGUGGCAACAAUAUGUUAAUUGAGUGUCUUAAAAAAUAUAUCUUUUUCACUGAAAGCCCCGAGGAUCAAACAGUUCUUCUCGUCAGUAAUCAAAACAAGUACCUGUAUCAACCUUUUGAGAAUCUCCUUGAGGAGAAAGCCUACAAUAUUGUACAGAAAUUUAAACAUGACCCUUAUGCAGCUACAUUUGGAGGAUUUUCCAAGCUUGCACAUUUGUUUUUGGAUACUUUGCGUCCAGAUGCAUCACAGUUUCGGCCUGCUGCAGAAAUUGCAGAUUUUCUACCUGAAGCCAUUUCAGGUCUGGAAAUAAGUCAACAUGAAGAGCCUGGAUAUGAAGUCAUAAAACGGCAUAUUAUUAAGGAUAUUGGGAUAUUUUUAGGUAGUAUUAAAAAUGAAUUGUUUGAUCCCCAUUUAAUUUUUCUUAUCGAUGUUGUUGACCUCUUUAUGUAUAUUCCCCAGUUUGAUGGAAUGGAACUGUUUGAGAAUGCAUUACAAGACUGUUCUUAUUUGUUAUCCAUGGAGGUUCAGUUUUUAUCAAGUUGCAUGGAUAUUAUUCUCACUAAUAAUUUUUUGUACUUUGAAGGUGAGAUAUACAAACAAGGACUUGGUCAUACAGUAAGAAAAGAAGCAUGGAAGUUUCUUUUGGGGUAUUUCCCCUGGUGCAGCACUAGAGAAGAAAGAAAGAUUUUGCAGAAGAAAAAAACCGAUGAAUAUUUUAGAAUGAAACUGCAAUGGAAAUCAGUUAGUGAAGAACAAGAGAAAAGAAAUUCCAAAUUAAAGGAUUACAAAAGCCUUAUAGAGAAAGAUGUCAAUAGAACAGAUCGAAACAAUCUGUUUUAUGAAGGCCAGGACAGUCCAGGACUGCUUUUGCUUUAUGAUAUACUAAUGACUUAUUGUAUGUAUGAUUUUGACUUGGGAUAUGUUCAAGGGAUGAGUGACCUGCUUUCCCCAGUUCUUUAUGUAAUGGAAAAUGAAGUAGAUGCAUUUUGGUGCUUUGUAGCAUUCAUGGAUCAGCUGCAUCAAAAUUUUGAAGAACAUAUGCAAGGCAUGAAGACUCAGUUAAUUCAGCUGAGUGUGUUACUUCGUCUACUUGAUGAUGAGUUUUGCAGUUAUCUUGAAUCACAAGAUUCGGGAUACCUGUAUUUUUGCUUCAGAUGGCUAUUGAUUAGAUUUAAGAGAGAGUUCAGUUUCCAAGAUAUUCUUCGACUGUGGGAGGUUAUGUGGACUGGUUUGCCAUGCAGGAACUUUCAUUUACUUGUAUGCUGUGCCAUUCUUGAUUCUGAAAAACAAACAAUAAUGGAAAACCAUUUUGGAUUUAAUGAAAUUCUUAAGCACAUAAAUGAGUUGUCAAUGAAGCUCAGUGUGGAAGAAACACUGGUCAAAGCAGAAGUAAUUUAUACUCAGAUGGCAAAUUGUAAGGAGCUGCCACGGGAAGUCUGUGAGAUUGUGGGAAUAAAGUGCAACACUGAAGUCGAUUCCAGUGGAUUAAAAAACAAUCAAUGCUUGAAAAUGAAAGAACUCAAAAAUUCUGAUGCUGGUAGCUGUUAGCACACAAAGAUGAAUCAUUUGUGGUUUGUACUGUAUUGGUAGUGCAAGGAAGAAUGAUAGACAGCACAGUGGCAUUACAAACAGCUGCAAAAGGGGUGCACUAUAGGCAUGACAAAAUAGUGUACUAUUCUUGUUGUGGUACAGCAGUAACCUGGACUUUCUUUUGAAGGAGGUAAAUGGAAUAAAAAAUUUAGGUUAUAAAUAAUGACUUGAGUUUUUAGUAUGCAUAUGUUGGUUUUAUAUUUUUCUAGCCCUACUGAAUGAAAACUGCAGAAAAAUUGCUAACACAGACUGAAGUAAUUAUUUUUGUAAGUAUUACACCAGAAUGGCCUUUCAUGCUUCACAUCAUUCCAUAACACUUUCUUGAUAUUAAAGCACCUCCCAUUGAGAACAUAAAGAGUUUGAAGAAAAUGCUGGGCCUUCUUGCACAUUUCCAAGCUUAUAAUUUCAGCCUGUUUUAUGACUUGCUGCUCAUUUUUGGUUGUUCUAAUUCUUAUGAUCAGUUGCACUUUGUUGGAAGUGUGCUUUGUAAGAAAUUCAUAGUAUCUGACAGAAAGACAAGAAUGAAGCCCCUUCAUUUAAGGGUAACUUUCUGAUCAUUUGGUUAGAAAAUAAAUAACCGCUUAAUUGCACUUUAAAUGAUACAUCUCAGAUGUUUAUGCUUUAAAUGUGACAAAAAAUCCAGUUAUUGGAGUGCUGUUUUUAAACAUUUCUUAAAAAAUCUACAGAAAGUCAUUGAUUUGAUGACAUCAUAAAUAGUAUGUCUCAAAUAUCAUGUUUUAAAUUAUCACAGUCGUGUUUACAUUGUAGCUGUGAAAUUAAGUGAGCUAAGAUUGAACCAAAUCAGUGAUGCAACAGGCUCUGCACAGUCUGAAGAAAUCUUGAUGUAGACUGGCUGAAAUCUAAUGCAAUUUACAUUAGUGUGGCUGAAAAAAUAUUUUCUUUGUUGGAAGUUUUAAAAUAACUUUUGCCCUUCAGAAGGAUUGUGUUAUUUAAAUCUAUAUGCUUUAAUAGUUGAUAAUUUGAGUUUUAAAAUUGUCAGUCACCGCCUAUAGUACUAUGUCAGUAAUAACUGGAUUUAUACAUUUUCUUGAACGUUUUUCUCAUUAGCAUUACUGAAAUUGCCUUCUGAGAUUUUUUUCAUUUAUUUGUUUGAAGGUGCUGGUAAAAUAUUCAAUUCCAUGAACUGUGAUUCCUGUUUCUUACAAGAAUGUGUAUUAUAGCUCUAUGCCUAAUUACUAUGCCAUUUUGUUAUGGUAUUUUUAUGAAUAAAAAUGACUGGCCUCA